AGAGUCUCUUCCCUUCAGUUUUCAUUUCUUCUUCUAUUUUGACCUAAUCGGCUGUGCAUGUGGCUGCUCAAAUCUUCAAUCCAGAGCUGCACCUUUGCUGCGGCUGUGCUUGUGGCUGCUGCGGCUGUGCCUGUGGCUGCUGCGACAGCAUCUGUGCCGCUUCUUCAUCGAUCUCACGAUCUCCCGCCCAGGCCUAGGCACACACAACACAAACCCGAUUAAGAGCCGCCACAACCACCUCCAUUGCCGAAGGGUUUAUAUGGCAGUAUGGAGCUUAUAAUUGUAUACAUUCAGGGAAAAACAAGGAAGUACUUGCGAUAUGUGAGAGCAGCAGGUCCCCUCACAGCUGUUCUUUCGGGCACAACUUUUGUAAAAAUAUUUAAUCCAUCUUCCAUAUCUUUGGUAGGAGAUAUACCUCAGGGCCUACCAAGCUUUUCUAUUCCUAGAGCUUUUGGAUAUGCUACAUCUUUGAUCCCCACCGCACUUCUCAUUACUGGUGUAGCUAUUUUGGAAUCUGUGGGCAUUGCAAAAGCAUUAGCAGCAAAGAAUGGGUAUGAGCUGGACUCAAAUCAAGAGUUGUUCGGUCUUGGUGUGGCCAAUAUUUUUGGUUCAUUUUUUUCAGCAUAUCCAACAACAGGUUCUUUUUCUAGGUCAGCUGUGAAUCAUGAAAGUGGAGCUAAAUCUGGCUUAUCUGGACUUGUUAUGGGAGUCUUGAUGGGCUGCGCUCUCCUAUUUAUGACACCACUGUUUGAAUAUAUACCGCAGGUCUCAAAUUGUCUCCUAGGAUGGUUGAGGCUUUGAUUUGCUCUCAAAAUUGGAUAAGGUCCGAAGAUAUAUCUUCAUUGCAAUAUGUGCCAAGCAUUGAAGAGAUGGAGUUCUAUGAAUCAAUUGAAAUGGAAAUAGGGAGUAAAACAUCCACUACAAAUUUGAAUAAGACUCUCCCUUCUUAGUGUGAUGAAGAUAUGUUGGAAGAUAUUUUUCUUGCAUCCUAUUUUAAUUAUGAUUUGUUGAUGGUGAAACUUUGU
Molecule: messenger RNA, 1025 nt
Organism: Prunus dulcis (almond)
Lineage: Eukaryota; Viridiplantae; Streptophyta; Magnoliopsida; Rosales; Rosaceae
Product: probable sulfate transporter 4.2
Exons: 9
Coding region: 268-801 (177 amino acids)
Biological process (GO): transmembrane transport
Cellular component (GO): membrane
Source: RefSeq, a predicted model, not a curated record